Molecule: messenger RNA, 1227 nt
Organism: Pistacia vera
Lineage: Eukaryota; Viridiplantae; Streptophyta; Magnoliopsida; Sapindales; Anacardiaceae
Product: MDIS1-interacting receptor like kinase 2-like
Exons: 2
Coding region: 96-1085 (329 amino acids)
Biological process (GO): protein phosphorylation
Molecular function (GO): protein kinase activity; ATP binding
Source: RefSeq, a predicted model, not a curated record
UACCCAAACAGAACUUAAGCAAGGGCCGGCAAUUGGUGUUCAGUAUUGUGUUCCCUCUUUUAGGAGGACUUACUCUUUUAAUUGUGGUGAUCAAAAUGUUAAUUAUUUGUCGAAGAAGGAAGAGAAGAAAUAACGAGAGCACAUUAAUUAGUUGUCCAAGAGGGGAGAGAAGAAAUCAUGAGAGCGUGGGGGAAUUUUGGAUUUCAACUUUAUCAGUCAUUGCAGAAAAGGUAACUUAUAAAGAAAUCAUGAGAGCAACUGAAAAUUUUGAUGCCAAGUAUUGUAUUGGGAGGGGAGGAUGUGGAAGUGUUUACAGAGCAGAAUUAACAGAAUGGCUGCUUGUAGCAGUAAAAAAAUUUGAUACUCAUUCUUUGCAUCCUGGCGAGAUGGCAAACCAAAAACAAUUAUUGAAUGAAGUUAAAACAUUAACGGAGAUACAUCAUCGAAAUAUUGUGAGAUAUUUUGGUUUUUAUUUGCAUGCUCAACACUCCUUUUUAAUUUAUGAGUACCUUGAAAAGGGUAGCUUGAAUAAAGUUCUGGGAUGUGAGGUAGAAGCAAAGGAACUGGGGUGGAGUAAGAGAAUAAGUAUUUUAAAAGGUGUGGCUCAGGCCUUGUCUUACCUACAUCAUGAUUGUUUCCCACCAAUUGUCCAUCGAGAUAUAUCAAGCAAGAAUGUGUUGCUUGAUUUAGACUAUGAAGCUCAUGUCUCGGACUUUGGAGCUGCCAAGGUUCUCCAGCCAGGCUCAACCAAUUGGACUGUAGUUUUGGGUACAUAUGGAUAUCUUGCACCAGAGCUUGCUUACACAAUGAAGGUAACUGAAAAAUGUGAUGUAUAUAGCUUCGGAGUGUUAGCACUAGAAGUGAUCAAAGGAAAACAUCCAGGUGAUAUUAUUCUUUCUCUGUCCUCUUCUUUGACUAGGGUGAAGAAGAACAGGCUACUGAGAGAUAUUGUGGACCAACGUCUUCCAUUUCCUCCACCUGCACUUCAUGCUAAACUUACAGCAAUUUGUAACCUUGCUAGUACUUGCUUGGAUGUCAAUCCACAAUUGAGGCCAACCAUGGACAUGGUUUCCAAGGAGUUAUGAGCACAAAAGGCAAUUUGUGGGUAUCUGCAAAAGCAGUGCGUUGUAAAAUCAGUUACUUGUGUAAAACAAUGCAAUCCUUCUGAACCCUCAAACUCCGGAGUAAUUUAUCAACAUGUAGUUUGAUUUUUAUCAGUUAUCACAA